CCCAGGCUGCAGGAGGGGGUGGGCGAGGCGCGCAUGUUGGCCAUGGGUAUAUUCCAGCUGGAAGACUUUGUGGCAGGCUGGAUCGGAGGUGCAGCUAGUGUCAUCGUUGGCUACCCCCUGGACACGGUCAAGACUCGCCUGCAGGCUGGUGUCGGCUAUGGGAACACACUCAACUGCAUCCGCGUGGUGUACAAGAGGGAGAGUGUUUUCGGCUUCUUCAAGGGCAUGUCCUUCCCCCUGGCGAGCAUCGCUGUCUACAACUCGGUGGUGUUCGGGGUCUUCAGUAACACCCAACGGUUCCUUAGCCGGCACCGCUGUGGGGAGCCCGAGGAUGGCCCUGGCCGAAGUCUGUCUGACCUACUCCUGGCUAGCAUGAUGGCUGGUAUGAUCUCUGUUGGGCUGGGCGGACCCGUAGACCUCAUCAAGAUCCGACUGCAGAUGCAAACACAGCCAUUUCAGGAAGCCAGCCAUGGAUUGAAGUCCAGGGCAGUAGCCCUAGGGGAGCAGGCACCGUACCAGGGGCCAGUGCAUUGCAUUUCAACCAUUGUGCGGACUGAGGGCCUGGCAGGGCUGUACCGGGGAGCCAGCGCCAUGCUGCUGAGGGACAUCCCAGGAUAUUGCCUCUACUUUACUCCCUAUGUAUUCCUGAGUGAAUGGAUCACGCCUGAGGCCUGCACAGGGCCCAGCCCCUUUGCAGUGUGGCUGGCAGGUGGCAUUGCAGGAGCAAUUUCCUGGGCAACAGCAACUCCAAUGGAUGUCGUGAAAAGCCGGAUGCAAGCUGAUGGGGUCUAUUUAAACAAGUACAAAGGUGUCUUGGACUGCAUCACCCAGAGUUACCAGCAGGAAGGCCUUAAAGUGUUUUUCAGGGGUGUCACUGUGAAUGCUGUGCGUGGAUUCCCCAUGAGCGCAGCCAUGUUCCUCGGGUACGAGCUCUCACUGAAGGCACUCCGUGGCGACCACACUAUGACAGGCACAUAAGCAUCAGUCCCCGCCCUUUCAGGAUCUGGGUGCCAGAGGCCUUCCAGAACAGUGCUGGCCUAUGUCCUACCCUGACAUUUGUUCUUCAGACCCAGGAGCCUACGUUCUGUCUGCCCAGAGCUUCCUACCCAAAGAAAGGAGACAUUUUCUUCCUGAGCCAUAUUGUUUUGAACAUUUAGAAACAAUCCCAGACAGCCAUGCUGACUGACUGCAGCGUGUCGGUGAUCACUACUCAUCUCUGUAGCACAAAAGCCAUCUCCAUGUGCGUUGUCUGAGCCUAGAUCCUCCUGGCCACAACUCAGAAGAGGGCUCUCUACAGUCCCUCUCACCUCCCAGGCCUCAUCCCACUGCAGGCUAGCGCUGACAGAACCUGUAGAACCAGCACUGGAGAGAGAGGGACAAGCCAGCUGUCCCUGUUCUGUGCCAGGUGGGCCAUAGCCAGCAUAUUGAGCUUGGACUGACUGCCUUUGGGAUUGCAGACUGUCUCUCCCCAGUCCGGGUGCUGGAAGGAAGCGGCAGACCAUGGAUCGAUCAGGCAGCCGCCAAGCCAUCUCUUUCAGCUCUGGAUGUGAACCUGGAAGAACAGGCAAAUCAUUCCUGGCCCAUGGAUGAUGGAAAUCCAGUGUAGACUUGUACUUCAUCCCUCCCUCCCUCGCCCCCAUCCUUGAGGUGGGAAGGGAGGGCACAGUGUCUGGAAAGCAACACAUAGGAGAGAAAAAUCUAGAUUCUCUCAUAGGCCCGAACAGUGUCACAUAUUAGUGUUGUGAGUGGCAGAUGGCAAUCUGAGCUUGUAGAGGGUGGGUGUUCUCUGGUCCUGACUUUUACAUGGAAACCAUAAUAAAAUACAUGCUCUGCUUCCCAGUGUGAUUUUAUGCUUCUGUUUUUAUCUCCUUUGAGUACCACAUAGGAGACAGCGUUGCUAAUAUGUGGCACGUGUUUGUGAUGUCACUU
This is a messenger RNA of Acomys russatus (golden spiny mouse), 1929 nucleotides long. It is a transcript of the gene Slc25a48, whose product is annotated as solute carrier family 25 member 48. Gene Ontology annotation, molecular function: transmembrane transporter activity. The coding region runs from base 34 to 978 and encodes 314 amino acids. The record is from RefSeq and is a predicted model, not a curated record. NCBI's taxonomy places the organism in Eukaryota, Metazoa, Chordata, Mammalia, Rodentia, Muridae. The transcript is spliced from 8 exons. Gene Ontology annotation, biological process: transmembrane transport. Gene Ontology annotation, cellular component: mitochondrion.